Molecule: messenger RNA, 875 nt
Organism: Aethina tumida (small hive beetle)
Lineage: Eukaryota; Metazoa; Arthropoda; Insecta; Coleoptera; Nitidulidae
Product: SOX domain-containing protein dichaete
Exons: 1
Coding region: 24-695 (223 amino acids)
Biological process (GO): regulation of DNA-templated transcription; anatomical structure morphogenesis; cell differentiation
Molecular function (GO): RNA polymerase II cis-regulatory region sequence-specific DNA binding; DNA-binding transcription factor activity, RNA polymerase II-specific
Source: RefSeq, a predicted model, not a curated record
UGUACGGAUAUUCAUCAAACAUCAUGGAAGAAUACCAACAACAACAACCACCGCAGCCCGCCGUCGGUUCAAACAGCGAAGGGCACAUCAAGCGACCCAUGAACGCCUUCAUGGUCUGGUCGAGGAUCCAACGCAAGAAGAUCGCCGUGGAAAACCCCAAAAUGCACAACUCAGAAAUAUCCAAGCGUCUCGGCUCCGAGUGGAAGCUGCUAACCGAAGCUGACAAGCGACCCUUCAUCGACGAGGCCAAACGUCUCCGCGCCCUGCACAUGAAGGAGCACCCCGACUACAAGUACAGACCGAGGAGGAAGCCCAAGGGACCGAUGCCCGGUUCGGCACUGAAGCCCCCAGCUGGUUUCCCAAGUCUGCAGCUUCCCUACUAUCCGCCCAUGGACCCGGUCAGUUCGCCGUACUCCCCGUACUACAACCCGGCCUACGACAUGUCGCGGAUGAACGUGCCGCAGCCGGACAAACCGACGGCGGCGAUGCAUCAACCGCCGGUCGUCACUUCUCUGCACUCCUCGUUGUACCCGUCGCUGUACCCGUCGUCGCCGAACACUUUUCCCCCUUCGACGCUGAGUAUGUUCCCCACGAUGCCGUCGCCCAUGAUGUACUCGUCCACGGCCACCACUCCCACGUCGAGUCCGGGGAGUUCGGAUCUGGAGAUCAGGAGGCCCGUUCCGGUUAUGUAUUAGUGGAGCAGUGAAUGUGAUUCGUGGAUGAUAAAACAAUUUUGUACAUAGGGACCCAAAAAUGUUGCUGUUUUGAUUUCUGUGAUUGUAUUUUAAUUGAAUUUUUCUUCAGCUGUUAUUUAUUAUAAUUGUACAUCGUGUAUAUAUGUUAAAAUAGCUAAAUUAUAAUAAAAAUUAUUAAAU